This is a messenger RNA of Drosophila pseudoobscura, 2739 nucleotides long. It is a transcript of the gene Amt, whose product is annotated as Ammonium transporter. The record is from RefSeq and is a predicted model, not a curated record. Lineage: Eukaryota; Metazoa; Arthropoda; Insecta; Diptera; Drosophilidae. Bases 395 to 2101 code for a protein of 568 amino acids. Gene Ontology annotation, molecular function: ammonium channel activity. Gene Ontology annotation, cellular component: plasma membrane. Gene Ontology annotation, biological process: ammonium homeostasis; ammonium transmembrane transport. The transcript has 4 exons.
GUAGUAUAAUUUUCAGGGGCUUUAAUGUAAUGUCAUAAAAUCCACAUUUAAGUCGAGAGGCUUUGAAUUACUUAUUGAAAUAUGUACCUACUUCUUUUCCCCACUUUGGGUAGUUUAAUUCAAUUAAAUGCAAAAUGUCCCCAUUAAUUUUCCAAUACGUUUCAGUCAUGCAAAUCCCAAAAACUACACAAUGUCAAGCAUUCAAAGGGCCAUGUGAAAAAAUCAGCAACAAGAAUUUAGCCGCCGUAAACAACACGCACACGAAAUAAUUGACGAAUUGCUGAAAGGCGGCGACUAAAUUGUAGUUAAAUCAAAUGCAGCAUGACUUCCCGGACACUCGUUGACCAUCACGCGAGGCUGUCGGACGUCCUGAGCGGUGGAAGCGGCUUCGAAAAUGGACAACGCCACGGCGAGCGGUUUGAAGGGGAUCGGGCGAAAUCAUAGUAACUAUGUGAUACCCGGACUCUAUGACCUCUCCACGGAGGACACCAACUGGGUGCUGACCUCGUCCUUUAUCAUUUUCACAAUGCAAACGGGAUUUGGCAUGCUGGAGUCUGGCUGUGUGUCAAUCAAGAACGAGGUCAACAUCAUGAUGAAGAACGUGAUCGAUAUUGUGCUUGGCGGAUUCACCUAUUGGCUCUUUGGCUAUGGCAUGAGCUUCGGCCGUGGGCCGCUCUCCAAUCCGUUCAUAGCUAUUGGAGACUUUCUUUUGGAUCCGCCCGUUGGCGAUGCCCUGAUGGGUCAGAUAUUUGCUGCCUUUCUUUUCCAGCUCUCGUUUGCCACGACGGCCACGACCAUUGUGAGUGGCGCGAUGGCAGAGCGUUGCAACUUUAAGGCCUACUGCCUGUUCUCGUUCCUCAAUACGGCUGUCUAUUGCAUUCCCGCUGGCUGGGUGUGGGGCGAGCAUGGAUUCCUCAAUAAACUGGGCGCCGUGGAUAUUGCCGGCAGCGGACCCGUGCAUUUGAUUGGCGGUGCAUCCGCCUUUGCCUCGGCCGCUAUGCUGGGUCCGCGUUUGGGCCGCUACUCCGAGGGCUAUGAUCCUCUGCCGCUGGGCAAUCCAGUCAACGCCUGCAUGGGCUUGUUUGUGCUCUGGUGGGGAUGGCUAGCCUUCAAUUCGGGCAGCACUUACGGCGUUAGCGGAGCGAAGUGGCAGUAUGCAGCGCGAGCGGCCGUAAUGACAAUGAUGGGCUCCUUUGGCGGCGGCUUCACUAGCUCCAUAUUCUCAUUUUGGCGGCACGACGGUGGGAUGGACAUCAUGGAUCUCAUCAAUGGAGUGCUCGGCUCGCUGGUGUCCAUCACGGCCGGUUGCUUCUUGUAUCGCGCCUGGGAGGCCUUGGUAAUUGGUGCGAUCGGUUCGUUGCUCUGUGUGCUGGCUAUGCCGCUGUUCGAUCGCUUGGGCGUGGACGAUCCAGUGGGUGCCAGUGCUGUGCAUGGCGUCUGCGGAAUCUGGGGUGUUAUCGCCGUGGGACUGUUUGCCGACAAUCCCAUACCUCUAGACACGACCAACGGACGCAUGGGUCUGUUCAAGGGCGGUGGCUGGUACUUGCUCGGUAUUCAGACCCUUUCUGCACUUUGUCUGGCAUCUUGGGGCAUUUGUUCAACGUUUCUGCUCCUCUAUGUGAUCAACAAGAUCAUACCCAUACGCAUGGAUCCGCACGAGGAGCUGCUGGGCGCCGAUCUCACCGAGCAUCGUAUACGUCACAGUCAAAUUGGUCUGUCGCGUGCCAUCUCCGCCCUAGCGCCCAUUCAAGUGGAUCUCAAGAAUAUAGCUGGGGUCCAGCCAAUCGGCAUUAAUCCUGGCCACGAGCGCAGCAUCGACCAACUACGUGCGGCCGAGGACAAGCUGUAUCAGUGGCAAUCGUACCUGGAGCAGGUGAGCAAUCCGCGGAUAACCCGACAUAAAUUGGUCGCUGAUUCGGACAUCACCUUCAAACCUAAAACGCCGAGCAAGCCUCCGGGAAAUGUCUUCAGUCGCAGACCACUCACAAGAGAGCUCAUUAGCGAUGGCUUCUAUCGUCCCAACAACAGCGAGUUGCCUGUGAUUGGAGCUACCAUAUCCAAUAAGCUGGACAAAGAUCCAAACUUUGCUUGGGUUGAUUAGUCAGAUAUUAGAUUGUUACCCCAAAAUAGGGGAAACCAAGUAGACACGCUGUUUUAGAGGAAAUGUAAACAUUUGAAUGGGCUGAGUAGAUCUCAUGCUCAAACUUGUAAUAAAAUAUAGUAAAUGUAUGGCCUUUUCAUUUGAUUUUUGAGCAGAGCUGCGUAGGCCUACCUAAAGAUAUGUCUACUAUACAGCCUGGCAAAUGUACAAACCCAACAACGACACCCAGAAAACUAUAAAUAUGCCCUGCUUUUAUCUACUAAACCACCUGGCCCGCGUCUUUUUUAAUAUGCAUACAACAGGUCAUUAGCCAGAUAUGAUAGUGGCAACAGAACAAAUAUUGAUCCAACGUACAGUGGGACAAAUCUCUAAUCUUACAGGAAUAAUACAAUUGGGUAUAAAUAUGUUUUUGCAAUUCUCAAAUUAAUUUAUUGAAUUCAAGUAUAAGCAAAUAUAUUGUUUGUUUGGUGAUCGAUCGAUGAUAAUAAUAUAAUAUAUAUUAUUUAUGCAGUUCUGUGUGAGUUCCUUUAUGAGAAGUGUGGUAAUUAUUAAAUGAUCCUCAAAGAAGCAGUCGUUUUAUUUUGGUUUGAUGUUAAUCGAAUUUCCAAUUUAGAGUCCAGAUUUAAAUAGCUCUUGUA